AUUUAUUUAUGUCGUCGGCAGAAGGAGAGUAGGAGAGUAGUGCAAGGUGCAACUUGUCAUUUUAGGUCCAAAAACAGUUCGGAAAUUUUGUUUUUGUUCCCUUGUGCAAAAAUAUUAAUUCCAUUGGAUAAAUUCAAGUGAACACAAGAUUAAAAACAUGAUUUCAAAUACGGGUAAACUUGCUGGUCGAACACUGUUUAUUACUGGGGCCUCUCGAGGAAUUGGUAAAGCAAUAGCUUUAAAAGCAGCUCGUGAUGGUGCUAAUAUUGUUGUUGCUGCCAAAACUGCAACUGCACAUCCCAAAUUGCCAGGGACUAUUUAUAGCGCUGCCGAAGAGAUUGAAAAGGCCGGAGGAAAAGCAUUGCCUUGCAUAGUCGACAUCAGAAAUGAAGAGCAAGUUAAAGAUGCCGUCGCACAAGCUGUAAAUAAGUUUGGGGGAAUAGAUAUAUUAGUAAAUAAUGCCAGUGCAAUCUCUCUAACGCCCACAGAAAAUACAGAUAUGAAAAAGUUUGAUCUCAUGCAUCAGAUUAAUACUAGAGGAACAUUUUUAGUAUCAAAGGAAUGCCUGCCACAUAUACAAAAGAGCUCGCAUGGACACAUUUUAAAUAUUUCUCCACCGUUGAAUAUGGAUCCUGAUUGGUUCAGAGACCAUGUUGCAUACACAAUGGCUAAAUAUGGAAUGAGUAUGUGCGUUUUAGGUAUGGCUAGAGAAUAUCAAAACAAAAAUAUUUCUGUAAAUGCACUUUGGCCACGAACAGCUAUUUAUACAGCUGCAAUGGAGAUGUUGGCAGGGGACAGUGCUGCUGAAGUGUCUCGUGUUCCUGAAAUUAUGGCUGAUGCUGCAUAUGUGGUCCUUAGCCAAACACCAUUGAAGACUACUGGUAAAUUCCUUAUCGAUGAUGAAGUUUUAGCAGAGGCUGGUGUAACAGAUUUUAAACAUUAUGCAAUUAAACCAGAAAACAGUGAUAAACUCAUGCCAGAUUUCUUCCUGGGAACAAACGCCAAUACAGUAGUGACGCCAGUUGGAAGUUCUGGAGGGUCAUCGAGUGGCAGUGUUGAUUUUUCUGGUAAAAUUGGUCAUUUGUUCCAAGUUAUUAAUGCCAAUUUGGGUCCGGAAAUUGUUCAGAGCACGAAUGCUAUUUAUCAAUUUGAAGUAACCGGUUCUGAGAAGAGCACAUGGCAUUUGAAUUUGAAAGAAGGAGCUGGUUCAGUCGGUAGAGGACCACCGACUAAACAAAAGGCUGAUGCUGUUCUUACAAUGGACACUGAUAAUUUCUUGAAAAUGUUUGGAGGUCAACUUAAACCAGCAGUCGCCUACAUGAUGGGCAAGCUGAAGAUCUCCGGAGAUCUUCAAAAGGCUAUGAAACUGGAAAAGCUGAUGGCAAAGCUAAAAUCAAAAUUGUAAACAAAAAAAUUAUUAUAUUGUAAAAAGUAUUGCAGGAUUUUCAUCUGUCGUCUGGGAAUUGAAAUGUGUCUUUUCUACAUGUGACUGUUUUUGUACCUA
Molecule: messenger RNA, 1504 nt
Organism: Ctenocephalides felis (cat flea)
Lineage: Eukaryota; Metazoa; Arthropoda; Insecta; Siphonaptera; Pulicidae
Gene: Hsdl2
Product: hydroxysteroid dehydrogenase-like protein 2
Exons: 12
Coding region: 158-1405 (415 amino acids)
Cellular component (GO): mitochondrion
Source: RefSeq, a predicted model, not a curated record